AAUGUCGGAUCCGAAAAAUAGCCAACGUCUUUAUAGCCACCAUCUUUUUUCGGCACCCUCCACGUUGGUUAAGUGAAGAUGCCUUUCACCAAAUUUGUCGAGACGGGCCGCGUGGUCUACAUUGCAAAGGGCCCAGAUGCCGGCAAGAUUGCUGCCAUCAUCGAUAUCAUCGACCAGAACAGGGCUUUGUUAGAUGGACCUUGCAGCGGUGUGCCCCGUCAAGCUCGCCGAUUCACCGAACUCCAUCUUACCAGCCUGGUGACUAAGGUGACAAGAGGCUGUUCAGAGCGAUCAUUGAGGCUUGCUUGGGAAGCUGACAAAAUCACAGAGAAGUGGCUUGCAACCUCAUGGGCUAAACGUAUUGAAAAGCGUACAAGGAGAUUCAGCCUUAACGAUCUUGAGCGAUUCAAGUUGGCAAAGGCCAAGCAAGCUCGCAACAAGAUGAUUCGCACUGCAUUCUUCGCCAUCCGCAACAAGGAUACCAGGACUGCUAAGAAAGCCCGCGGACGUAUCGAGAAACUCCGUGCUAAAUCAAAGGCUUACGGCAAAGCCCAAAAGGCUGAGAAGAAAUCGAAAGCGACGAAAGCUUAAGAUGUUUCCGUUGGUGUUGAAAUUAAUACACUUGGAAAUGUUAAA
Molecule: messenger RNA, 636 nt
Organism: Daphnia carinata
Lineage: Eukaryota; Metazoa; Arthropoda; Branchiopoda; Diplostraca; Daphniidae
Gene: RpL14
Product: large ribosomal subunit protein eL14-like
Exons: 4
Coding region: 79-591 (170 amino acids)
Biological process (GO): translation; ribosomal large subunit biogenesis
Cellular component (GO): cytosolic large ribosomal subunit; ribosome
Molecular function (GO): RNA binding; structural constituent of ribosome
Source: RefSeq, a predicted model, not a curated record